AUGUUGUGUUCUGAAACUAUUGAUUUGUCAGAUGAAGCCCACACAGAGGAAGGUACAUCAAAGUUAGAUCUAGGAUUUGUCAACUGCACCCCUUACAAAGCCAAAGUAAAACCAGAUGUAACUCCUAUCUACCUUAAACAGUACCCCCUGUCAGAAGCCAAGGUUGAGGGAGUUUGCCCCAUGAUCCAAUCUUUUCUAGAGAAGGGAAUACUAAAGCAAGUAGUUUCCCCAUAUAACACACAUAUUAAUCCAGUUCCUAAAGGUAAUGGUUAUCGCUUAGUUCAGGACUUUAGAGCCCUGAAUAGUUUAAUUGUGCCCAUUGCACCCAUUGUCCCUGAUGUGACAUCCCUCAUUACAGCCAUUCCAUAUGAUGCCACUAGCUUCACUGUCAUUGAUUUAAGUAAUGCAUUUUUUUUCUAUACCUAUUGAUCAAGAGACACCGCUACUUAUGGCUUUUACUUUUGAAGGCUGUCAGUAUACCUGGACAUGCUUACCCCAAGGCUAUGUGGAUUCCCCAGCCGUUUAUUCGCUGGUACUCCAACAUACUCUAAAAACAUGGACCCCCGGUCAUGGUUCCGUCCUUUUGCAAUAUGUUGAUUUGUUGUUAUGUAGCCCUAGUUAUGAGGCAAGCACUGUGGAUACUGUCAGUUUGCUCAAACACUUAGCAACUGUGGGUCACAAGGUUGCAAAACACAAAAUGCAAUUGUGUAAAUCAAAGGUUGAUUACUUAGGUUUUGUUCUGGCUUCAGGCACCAGACAACUGAGUCCAAAACGUAUUGAGGUCAUUCAGAGGAUUCCUAAACCCACUACUUCCUCGGCAUGAUUAAUUACUGCCGCCAAUGGAUCCCUGAAUGCUCCCAUUAUGACUCAAUCCUAUGGAAGGCUAUAUGUUCUGACAGCCCUGAAAAUGUCUGCUAGUCACCAGACAGGCUAGCUGCGUAUAUUGCCCUCAAAGUUGCUAUUGUGCAAGCCCCGGCUUUAGGACUACCUGUGUAUUGUAAACCAUUUCAUUUGUAUGCUCGGGACAACUGUAAAACCAUGGCUGUGGUCUGUGCACAAGAGCAUGGAGGCGGUAUGCGUCCCAUAGCAUUCUUUUCCGAAGUAGUUCCAGCUCCGGUACAGGGUAUGCCGGCGUGUCUCAGAACGUUGGGAGCAUGUGCAAUGGCUGUUGAGACUGCUACUAUCACACUAGGGCAGGGGUAGGCAACCUUUUAGCAGCACUGUGCCGAUAUAGGAUUGUGAUGUCCCGUAGCGUGCCGGUCCUAUUUUUUUUUAAAUUGAAGUGUGUUUGCUGCCGUAGUCUGCUUGUGUUAUUUUUACUGUCAUUGCUUUGUAUCGUUGUAUUUGAGCUAUUAUAUUGUAUAUGUUCAUGAGUAGUUUAUGGUAUUGUGUAUGAUACCUAUGAAUGUGGGCUGUGUAUGAGGGCUGCUUGUGGAAUUGUGUGUGUGGAUGGAUAUGUCACAUUGUGUGUUUGGUAGUGUGUGGGGGCUGUUUGGGGUAUUGCAUGUGAGAGGCUGCAUGUGGGGUUGUGUGCAUGUAUGUGAAUUGUUAGUGGUGUUGCGUUUAAGCGGAUUGUGUGUAUGUUUGUGUGUGGGUUGAUCGUAUUAUUUGUAUGAGGGGGGGGUUAUUCUGCAUUUCUGUGUAUAUCUAGCAGUGCGGGUGGCUUCCCUGGGUUCCAGGCUGGCCAGGUACAGGUCAAGGACAGGAGCUGCAAUAGCAACUGCGAGCUGCUCUACUACUGUGUGGAUUCCCAUUCACAAGUGCUGGAAUGAAGUGCUCUGAGAUCACUUCCUCUACGUGCUGCAAUGCAUAAAUUGAGGAUUGUCCUUCACCACCUCUUCGUAUUAGCAGAUAUCUGAAGUUUUACUGGGACUCCUGAUAGGCCAGAGCAGCCUUGAGUGCCGUGCAUGGCACUAGUACCGUAGGUUGCCUACCCCUGCACUAGGGCAUCCUACAAUACUCCAUACCAGUCACCAGGUCACUCAGCUUAUAAAAAAAUCUCACCACACAACACGACAGCCCAGAGCUUAAGUGGUUAUGAGAUUAUUCUUCUUAAUACCCAGAAUCUGUCUAUUGUCUAUAGUCCUGUUUAUUCUGGUCCUAUCUCUGUUUUGCAUGCUAUUCUCACUUCUGCAUCUGACUGUGACUAUACCAUCUGAGCCUCAUAAUUGCAUUGAACAAAUACAUAUUGCCACAUUUCCCAGAGCAGACCUCUCCUCCACAGCACUCAGUGGCCCGGAUGUGACCACUGUCUUUGUGGAUGGCUCUUGCUCCAGACCAAAUGACGGUACGUACCUCACAGGCUAUGCCGUGGUACAGUUACCUGAUAAAAUCAUUGAAGCUGACACUAUUUUCCAGCCGUCUGCACAAGCUGCAGAACUCAUUGCUCUCACACGUGCCUGUCCGCUUUUCUCAGGACAGCGAGUGAACAUUUACACAGACUCACGAUAUGCUCAUGGGGUAGUGCAUGAUUUUGGUGUGAUUUGGAAACAAAGAGGCUUUGUAGGAGCCGAUGGAAAAGCCAUUUCACACACAAAUCUCAUCCAAUCACUCCUAGAUGCUAUCCUACUCCCAUCUGAAGUAGAGGUUAUCCACUGCCAGGCACACACUCUGGGUAGUGAUGACAUUUCCAGAGGUAAUGCCUUGGCUGACCAAGUGGCAAGAGACGUUGCAGCCAAGACUCUUUACUAUGAAAUGUUUCCUGCUAUGCUCACACCUCCCACAUGCCCUACUGACAGUUUGCUUUUGCAGCUCCAAGCCUUUGCAACGCAAUCUGACUUUGAUUUUUGGAUUAAACAAGGUUUAGAGAAAGAUCAGAAUGAUCUUUUCUCUAAAGAGGGGAUAAUAGGCAUACCUGAAGCCAGCUCCUUUAUUUUCAUCAGUCAGGCACAUGGUCCCGGUCACAAAAGCAUAGCAAGCACCAUCCAAUUCCUCAUGAAUUCAUUUUAGAUUAGGAAUCUCAGGCAGCAUGUAGAGUCUUUUGUAAGAUCGUGUGAACCAUGUAUGAGAACACAUCCUAAUAUUCCACACAAAUCACAGCACGAACAUUUGCACCCUCCAGCUGCUCCUUUUACACACUUACAGAUUGAUUUUACUCAUGUACUCAGAAUUGGUAAGAAACAGCAAUACUUACUGGUCAUAGUUGAUCAGUUUAGUAGAUGGCCCGAGGCCUUUGUGACAUCUAGGGAAGAUGCUAGGACUGUAGUGAAGAUUCUUGCUACUGAAAUUAUUCCCAGGUAUGGCUACCCUCUGCAGAUUAACUCUGAUAAUGGCCCAGCUUUUGCCAGUAAGGUUACCCAGGAACUUGCUAAAUUCUUGCAAGUUACCUGGAAGUUUCAUAUUGUCACAUAUCCAUCUGACACUUUUCCCUCACCUGGUGCUCAACGGCCAGAAGCUUGCAGUCCUGACUAUCUCAGCAUACAGUCUGGCACCGGCCAUUGCACAUCCACGGGCCAAAAUAACCCCGCGAGCACACACGUGACAGCGGGUGCACGCGCAUGUGAACGCGCACUGCACACGCACAUUUUGGAGCCAAAAUACCAAGCUGACCAAUGGAAAUGGGAGGAUGGAUAUAAAAACCUAGUAUGACCUCCACCCAGUGCCCUGUCGUGGUUUCCCAUGUGGUUGUCCGAGAGCGCAUUCCUGUUUAUAGUUUUCUACUGGUUUUUGACUUUGGCUUUGCUUAUUGACUUCUCUGUAUUCUGGUAUCCUGACUCCUGGCUUUCCUCAUCGUUGGGUCCCUUUCUGUGUUCCCUGACCUCUGCUAGUAUUUUGACUAUUCUAUGUACUUUAAAUCCGGCCAGUCUAAGGAUCGGUAAUACAUUACUUAUGUCAUCUAGGCUAUACAGUUCUACGUGCUGGAUCAUACAGUAAUCCUGAUAUUACGACAUUGCCAUAGAUCCUGUAGAACUGUGUCAGCACAUAGCUGCUUGCGAGAGGAAAUUCUAGGAGAAUGAUCACCGCAUGGAUCAAUUUGCUCAGGCUUUCAGUACGCUUCUCGCUAGAACGGCGCAUCUGCAGCGUCUCCUCCUAUAGCACCUCAAACCUGUGUACCUCCACCCACUGUUACUAGGACUCCCAGCAUCUCCUUAUCGCCAUCCCUACAUUUUGAUGGCAAUAUCCAGGAAUGCAGGGGAUUUCUUAAUCAGGUGGAGUACCAUUUUGAGGCCUUACCAGGGUUGAUCCCCACGGACAGAGCAAAAAUUGGUUCUCAUGAAUCAAUUAGAGGGCAAGGCCCUUGCCUGGGCUAAUCCAUUAUGGGAGAGUAAUCGGAGCAUUGCUCAUAAUCACCAGGAAUUCCUUGCUGAAUUCAAGCUCACGUUUGAGCCAUUGGGUAGAGAGGAUGACGCCUCCACUGAUGCACAUCAGACAAGGUAACCGGUCUAUCUUGAAUUAUACUAUUGAAUUCCAUACCUUAGCUUCCGAGGUAGACUGGACUAACAAUGGGAUAAUAUCAGCAUUCAAAAAGUCUUUCUGAGACUAUACUAGAUGAGAUAGCCGCUAAAGAAUUACCAAAGAGUCUUAACGAAUUUAUUACGUUUGUCAUGCAUAUUGAUGAUAGGUUAAGACUCAGAAGUCACCAGAAGCAAGACCAGACGUACGGCUAUGUCUCUAGCACCCAGAUUCUCUAAACCUGUUUUGCUAACCUCCCUGUACAGACCAAACCCGAACCUGAACCUAUGCAGUUGGGGGUCACUAGACUGUCGGAGGCCGAAAGACAGUAUAGGAGAAAGGAAGGGAUAUGCCUAAUAUUGCGAUAGAAAUGGACAUAUGAUAACUGGUUGCCCAGUGCGUCCGGAAAACAUCCGCACCUAAGAACCUUAAGGGGACAGGUCUUGGGUGUGAUGGAGUUGUCCUCUAACAAAAAUAAAAGUAGAUUCCUCUUUGCAGUAUCUAUUUCCCUUGAUAACAAGAGGUUUUCUUGCAGUGCCCUAAUGGACUCAGGUGCUGCUCGAAAUUUUAUUGAUGUCCAGUUUAUUAGGGGUAAUGAGAUACCAGUCAGGGAGAGACCUACGCUGCUAGCUGUAGAGGCUAUUGAUGGUAGACCACUCACACAACCGCUUAUAACCCACGAAACUGUCCCUAUUAUGGUCUCUAUUAAGGCCUCCCAUAGGGAGGAGAUGACGUUUCAGAUUAUUACUUCUCCAUCAUGUCCUAUCACAUUAGGGUUUCCAUGGCUGAGUAAGCACAAUCCUUAUAUUGACUGGGCUAAUGGGAAAAUAUUGGAAUGGGGUAAGAAGUUUAUGGGGAGAUGUAUAAAACCAGUAAUAAAGAGAUUGGGUACUAUUGACCUUCCCACUACCACUCCCCAAAAUCCUGGAGUUCCCAUACAAUACCGAGAACUUCAGGAGGUGUUUAACAAGGCUCAAGCCGAUGUAUUGCCUCCCCACAGAGCAUAUGACUGUGCCAUUAACCUGUUUCCAAGCGCUAUGCCUCCUAAGGGGACAGUUUAUGCUUUAUCUCCCCAGGAGAGUAAAAUAAUGGUGGAAUACAUCAAAGAAUCUUUGAGCAAAGGGCACAUAAGAAAGUCAUCCUCAGCAGCUGGUGCAGGAUUCUUUUUUGUUGAGAAAAAGGGUGGUGAGUUACGCCCUUGCAUAGACUACAGGGCACUUAAUAAAAUCACUGUAAAAAAUGCAUACCCUAUCCCACUCAUUUCCAAAUUGUUCGAUAGACAACAGGAGGCUAAAGUAUUUACUAAGCUCGACCUUAGCAGCGCUUACAAUUUGGUUAGAAUUAAAGAGAAUCAUGAGUGGAAGACGGCAUUUAAUACCCGCAGUGGACACUAUGAGUAUCUGGUAAUGCCAUUUGGGUUAUGCAACGCCCCGGCCGUUUUCCAAGACUUUAUAAAUGAUGUACUCAGGGAAUUCAUUUGUCUUGGUUUAUUUGGACGAUAUUUUGGUGUAUUCCCCUGAUCUUCAAACUCACCACUCCCAUGUGAAACAGGUUCUGCAGACGUUGUUGAAAAAUAAACUUUAUUGUAAAUUAGAAAAGUGCAUUUUUGACCAGCCUGAAGUCCACUUUUUGGGUUACAACAUCUCUGCAUCUGGGUUUCAAAUGGAUCCUUAAAAACUAGAGGCUGUACUACACUGGCCAUUACCCUCAUACUGUAUUCUGGUAUCCUGACUCCUGGCUUUCCUCAUCGUUGCGUCCCUUUCUGUGUUCCCUGACCUCGGCUAGUAUUUUGACUAUUCUAUGUACGUUAAAUCCGGCCAUUCUAAGGACGAGUAAUACGUUACUUAUGUCAUCCAGGCUAUACAGUUCUACGUGCUGGAUCAUACAGUAAUCGUGAUACAUAUAACCUAUCAUCCACAUUCAGGGGUAGUUGAAAGGAUGAAUAGGACCAUUAAGGAGAAGCUUAGGAAAGCUACUGCAGGAACAUGGGUAAAUUGGACAAAAUAUCUCCCAGCUAUUUUAGCUGAGAUAAGAAUGACUCCCCACAAGGUGACUAAAUUAUCUCCAUUUGAGAUUCUGAUGGGAUGACCUUUUCCCACACCCUGGGCCAGGGAAUCGCUUGUUAUAAUGUCUGGGGAUUUACAGCUUAUACAAGAACAAUAUGUACAGGAGUUGUUGAUAAAACUGAAUGGUAAAUAUCGCAUAUAUAUAUAUGGCAAUGUUUCUUCGCAGUUUCCCUUACCUUCACAAGAACCUACUCAUCCAUACCAGCCCGUUGACAAGGUGUAUAUCCAUCAGCUGAAUAGGACCAAGAAAGGAGGAUACCUUUUCGAACCACCUGCUACUGUGAUUGCUGUAACCACAACCGCUGUCCUCACAGAUUCCCACGACAUCUGGAUUCACGCAUCCCGAGUGAAGCUGUGUCCAAAGAGGGGAAUCAAGGAAGACAAGACCACUCCUCACUCGGAAACAGAAGAAUUUCCUUUCACACCAUAUCGUAGAUUGAGAGGAUCAUACGAACCUGAGACCAAGAUUAUGUUUUGCGCUAUGCUUUCUGGAGUUGUUAUACUCCCUCUGAUAUUGUUCCUUCAAUGCCAUUAUGAGUACAAGUCAAUUGGAAGUUUGAAACCUGUUUGUUUCUGGAGAAAAGACUCUGACCCGAUGAACAAUUCUUCAAUACCCUCAGCCCAAUUAGGCCCUAGCCCCUCAUCUAGCAUUUGUCACACGCUCCCUAAAGAACCUUUCUCCACCACCUAUCUAUCAGCAUGUAAUAUGCAAUCAUUCAUUGACUGAACGCAUUUGGAUGAAUUGGACAAAUAACCCUUAUAAGUACCCAUAUGGAAUGUGUCCACAGCUAAUGAAACUGAUGCAUUAUGUUUGUUUGAAGGUUCACGGAAAAUUGUUAGAUCUUAUAUCACAGGAACUUGCACAAUUAAGGUUGCUAAUUACACUGGUAUUUGUGCUACCUUAUUUAAUAUAAGUUCUGAUAGUAAGAAAAAAACACCUCAACAAGUUUGGGAUAUAUAUUAUAAGAAAAUUAGUAAGGUUGCAUAUCAAUGUAAACAGACAGGCCUUAUUACUUUUAAUAAUGAUUAUACAACUGGUAUCAUUAAUUGGAAAAGGGGACAAAUGUCAUUAUGAACGACACUGCAAUUGAGAACUGUACACUACCUUAUAUUUUACACCUUAUUACGGUCCUUUAUCCUCUACCAUUGAACCAAAAGUCAACAAUGACACACACCUAUUACGUCCACAUGUGUUCAUACAACUGCCUUCUUACAAGAUGUACAUGUGUCAUUAAAAAUCACUACUCCUGUUCGAACAUUAUGUAACACAGCAAACAAAAGGCAGAAAAGGGAAUGGUAUGACACACUGUUAGGAGGUGCAGGAACCACUAUGGGUAUACUAAAUAGUAUAGACAUGGAGACCCUCAAGAAUAAGUUAAACACGGCCAGCAUGAAGCAGCCGACAUAUCUGUUUGGCAACUAACCUCCCUACAAAGAUAAUUACUAGUAAUACAAGUAUCAAUCUACCUCUCCCCUUUUCAGGAUGUUUGACUAAUGGUUAGAUCUUAAUGGCACCCAAUAUUAUUUCAGCGACACAAUCACUUUAGACAAACAUUAAUGCCCUAUUAAGGCUCUCUACUUUUUAAAGAUUACCAUUUACCUCUUGAGACUAUUGUCUCCUUAAUGAAAGGAAAACAAAAUAUGUUUAAACAUCUUGUUACACAUAAUGAUGCUAUAGUACACACACAGGUAGCCACACAUAUCCUAAAAGGAGAACUCCUUAAGGUGAGUUCACAAAUUCAGAAUGAUUUAGCCCAUCAUUGGUACAAUGCUUUUACUGGUUGGUCCCCUACUGGAUCCCAGAUAAUUAAAUCAUUCUUCUAUCCUCUUGUUAUUAUAGUCAUGAUUUUAUUGUGUAUGAUUUUAUAUAACUGCCACCUUAGUUGUACAUUGAGGAAGAUAAUACAGAAAUUAAUCCAUAAUGCAAAACAGAAACAACUGGAAAUCCUCCUCUCUUCCACUGGAGGGUAUCAACCCAUCUUUGAAACUGGGCCUUAGGAAUUAUCAAAUGGGAAUCGAGGUGAAGAAAUUAAUGAAAGUCCCGCAGGGAGUGACUAGCACCCCUGAAAAUACCAUGUUGAAGUUUCUCUUUCCUGGGAAGAUUUUAUCAAUAAUAUGAGCAAUUUUUUUGCUCAAAGAGGGGAAUGUAAGGAUAUGAAAUAGUUAACUCUGUUUUAUAUGCUUUAAAAUAAUGUUUGAAAUAAUUAUGCUGACCUUGGCAGAUGUAUUCUAUAACAUGCUUUGAGAGGCCUCCCUUCUACAGGAUGUAUGACCUCAGGAUGUUCCUGUCCCGUCUUUAUUCAAAUGCUUAUCUUUUAAUGUCAGACAAGUAUGUAUUAUUAACUACAAGGCAACGAUAAAUCUUGCUGCUUGCGUGACAAACUUUGUAUAAAUGCUAGCCCAUAAAAUAUACUCACUGAGAACUUGUUAAGCACUCUUUCGUGUCUGUGUCUUAAUUUGCUAAACAAGAACUCCCGUCAAUUGAUGUGGUUACCGGAGAAUUGAGGGGAGUUGAGUCCAGAACAGCAUUAACCCUUUCAAAAGAGACAAUACAAAAAGUUGUAGUAAUGUGAGCAGUAUGAUAUGCAAUUACACUUUAAAAUAAAUAUAUAUAUAUAUGUUACCGCUAAAGUGAGAAAUCCGUUAAUGUGCACAUUACCUAGUUAAUCUGCAGAUUAACUGAUUUGUUCCGUUAAUGAGCGGAAUCAAGAGUUUUCCGCAUUUUACAUAGGUAAUGUGCACAUUAACGGCUUCCGUAUCGUUAAAGUGCAAAAUUUUUGUUUCUUUCCCUCGGUAAAGAGGAAUUAUUUAUUACAAAACAUCCUUGCAGAACCUGUUUCACCCUUUCAGUGCAGUGGCUGCAGAGUCGUUCACUUCUCGUCUGAAGGCAGAAUGAUUCUGUGUGAACCUGUCUCAAUUCAUUUGUGAGCAAGUUCCUUUCAAUGCCCUGCACCAAAUUCUCAAAGCACAGACGCAUGGCUUGUUGCUUCUCAGGGGGCUGGCUACUAACAAUGCUGCUCCGUACGUCCGAGAAAUACUCCUUGAGGAGAAUGAGACCAAGGAGAGGUCUGCUCAUGGACCACUGAUUCAGACAGUCUUCAAAUAUAUGAUGAAAUUGAGAACAGUGGAGAGCAUCUGCUGGGAUCAUUUCAGGGUGUUGCCGCAUAAUGUGCAGGAAGCGCUCGCUCUCUUGUGGAGGAGGGGCUCCUCGCUUCUUACCAGUUCGGGAUAACUGUUUGAAGAGGUAUGGGACUAUGUGAUCCAGACAAGAAUAGAACAGCAGCCUGUGCACACCAUGGUGUCCUCUAGAGCUUUGAGCCCCUCAGAGGGAUGGAGGACAGAAUGAUUUUUGCACUUUAACGAGUGCCUAGUAAGUAAUGUGCAGAUUAUCUAGGUAAUGUGAGAAAUAUUUGAGAAAUGAAAAAUUUUCGGCACUUUAACUGAUCGACCUAUUUAAUCUGCAGAUUAACUAAGUAAUGUGCACAUUAACUGAUUUCUGCACUUUAAUGGUAACACAUACAAUCUUGACCCUAACUCCCCAUCCAACUAUCGUCCUAUCUCGCUACUGCCUUUUGCAUCCAAGAUCCUUGAGAAAAUUGUGUAUGCAAGAUUGACAGACUUCCUCAAGUCCAACUCUCUGCUAGAACUGCUUCAGUCUGGUUUCGGCACUAAGCACCCUGUGAAUACGGAACUGACCAAAGUAUCCAACGAUCUACUCGCUGCAAAAUCUCGUGGUCACUACUCUAUCCUAAUUCUCCUUGACCUGUCUGCGGCUUUUGACACGGUUGAUCAUCAACAGCUUCUUCUCAUCCUCCGCAAUAUCUGUCUACAAGAUAUUGCUCUCUCCUGGUGCUCCUCCUACCUCUCCCAGCCCUCUUUCAGUGUUUCUUUCUCUGGCUCUGCUUCUUCUCCCCAACUCCUCUCUGUUGGUGUCCCCCAAGGUUCAGUCCUUGGUCCCCUACUGUUCUCCAUCUAUACUGCCUCUCUUGGUAAACUCAUUAGCUCCUUUGGCUUCCAAUAUCAUUUCAAUGCAGAUGACACGCAAAUCUACCUGUCCUCUCCUGAUCUCUCCCCGUCCCUCUUGACUAGUGUCUCUGACUGCCUCUCUGCUGUUUCUAACUGGAUGGCUGCCCACUUCCUUAAACUAAACUUGACCAAAACUGAAAUUCUGGUCUUUCCUCCCUCAAAUGUUGUUACUCCUGUGUCUGUCUCCCUCCAAGUCAACGGUGCUACCAUCAGCUCCACCACGCAGGCUCGCUGCCUAGGUGUUCUCUUUGACUCCGACCUCUCCUUCAAGCCUCAUGUUCAAUCUAUCGCCAAAUCCUGUCAUUUCCAUCUAAAAAACAUUGCGCUCAUCCGACCCUACUUAACGCCAGAUGCGACUAAAGGUGUUGGUCCAUUCCACUGUCCUUUCUCGCCUUGACCACUGUAAUCCACUUCUCAGUGGUCUUACGUGCUCCCAACUAGCGCCGUUACAGUCCAUAAUGAAUGCGACGGCAAGGCUCAUCUUCCUGUUCGCACCUCCCAUGCCUCACCCUUCUGUCAAUCCCUACAUUGGCUUCCUAUAAAAUAUAGAGCUCAAUUUAAAAUUCUGGUUCUUGCUUUCAAAUCUCUACCUAAUGCUGCUCCCACCUAUCCUCCCUUAUACACAUAAGUAUGUCCCGUCUAGGCCCUUACGAUCUGCUGAAGACUUACGUCUAUCGUCUGUCCGUACUCCCCCCUCUGAUGCUCGCCUUCAAGAUUUCUCGAGGGCUGCACCGUUCCUGUGGAACUCACUUCCCUCCUCCGUUAGAUGCUCACCCAGUCUCCACUCCUUCAAAAAAAUCGUUAAAAACCCACUUCUUCAUAAAAGCGUAUCCAUUAAACUGUUAAUAGCUCCUGACUGAUUCCUCUUCUGCAACUGUCACUGGUUUAAUACUAACCUUACCUUUUUGUGUCAUUUUACCCCACUCCCUCUAGCAUGUAAGCUCAUUGAGCAGGGCCCUCAACCCCUCUGUUCCUGUGUGUCCAACUUGUCUGGUUACAAAUACAUGUCUGUUCGUCCACCCAUUGUAAAGCGCUGGGGAAUUUGACGGCGCUCUAUAAAUAUCAUAAUAAUAUAUAUAAAAAUAUAAACAGUCCUUGGACUCACACUUAUUAGCAGUGUUCGCCGGGUGCUAGAAAUCCAGGGAAAAAUAUGUAGGUCUCAGGUAGUGAUCAGCACUCACGGUCUUGCAAAGUUAAAAGUUCAAAGUUUAUUAUAAAUCCUUUAAAUUCGACCAACGUUUCAGUUCCCACUGGGAUCUCUACACCGUAAUUCCACAUGAGCAAGGGGUAGAGGCAAUGAGACAAACCCUCUGCUCCUUCACAACGUAUAAUGGGCCACCAAUUGAGUAUGUGUUAGAGUUACUGUCACUGACGUUGAAAAAUAACUAGUUCAGAUUCGAAGAGGAUUGGUUCUUACAAAAUUGCGGGCACAUCCAUGGCCCCCAUGCACAUUUUUUCCAAGUUUAAACACCUGAUUAUGGCAGAUUUUCUAUAUUGACGACCUGUUGAUUUUUCUGGAAGGGCAAUGAAAUGGAAGCUACAGAAAUGGUCCGGUACCUAAAUAGUCUCGAUACACUGAUCAGAUUCACAUCAAAUAUUAGUGCUUCUUCAGUACAAUGUUUAGAUUUAGAAAUAUCGAUCAAAAACCAUAAGAUCACAAAUUGCCUGUACAAAAAAAAGAUACAGAUCGCAAUACGUUGCUACAGAAUUACAGUGCACAACCAAGGAUGUCAAAAAAAUCAUUACCUAAAGCACAGGAGAGGGGCUACAGACGCCAGGACCUGUUGAAAGCUCAACAAGAAGCAAAAAUUGCUAGCGCCAACAUGGUAGCUAGAAAAGCUCCUGCAUUAGUCUUUUCGAUGUCCUACAACGACGCUUCACCCAAGAUUGCCAGGGUAAUUAAACAUAACUGGAAAAUGUUGGCAAGUGAUGAUACCUUGCCUAAAGUUUUUAAGGAAAAGCCUUUGAUUUGUUUUAGAAGAAAUAAAACGUUGAAAGAUAUUUGUCCAUACAGAUCCCGUGAAUAGUUAUAGAAAAAAUUCAGGAACCCAAUACCGUGGCAGUCUUCGCUGCCUGGGAUGUGUCACAUGUAGACACAUGACUCCAUCACGAAGCUUCCAACAUCUCCACAAAAGCAAGCUCUAUCGAAUUCAACACACUAUCACGUGUAAGACUCCAUAUGUAGUAUACAAACUAAUGUGUCCAUGCGGACUAUCAUACAUUGGGAAAACAGAAAAAUCCCUUUGUGAAAGGAUACGUGGGCAUAGAUCAGCUAUACGGAUAGCGUAUCGUGAUGGACAUUCUGAACAACCAGUGGCACAACAUUUUUUGGAUUUGAAACAUCCUCUCUCAACCCUCAAGUUCAUUGCCAUAGAUCAUAUCCCCCAACCUAUGUGGGGUGGAGACCGGGGAAAACUUUUGCUCAAUAGAGAGAGACUCAUUGGAUUUUUCAGCUGGAUACAAUUGCUCCCAAAGGACUAAAUGAGUAGACUUCAUCAUUCACUUCUUUAAAAAACAAACAAACAAAAAAAAAAAAACGACCCCAGUUUUAAAUAAUAUUUUAGAAUAUUGUUUUAUUAUACUUAUCUAGGUCCACAAAUUAAGAAUAUUGGCAAAGUGAGAAAGAUGUUUAAUUGUUCUUUCAUGUUAAUACAUCACUAACUCAUUUUUUGUGGAACAAGUUUCACUUUAAACUUACACUAACAGCACUUCAACAAUUACAUAGCACUUUGUAGUAGCACUUUAAACACUCACUGAACUACUGUACCACUUUAAUAAUCAUAUAGCACUUUCAAAAUAUUUAUGCACUUUAUAACAAAAGCAUUUAUUCACUUUAGAGUUUUAGCCUUAGUAGGUACUUUAUAGGAUAAAAACACUCUAAACAACUUAAAGAUCUUUAGUAUAAUUAAGUGUAUAUCUAAGAAUUCUACACUUAUGCCUAGUUCAUGCGUUAACCUAUGAUAUAUGUAUUUUUAUAACUUCAUCAACUAUUGCACUUAAUCUCUAUUCUGGCACAGUCCAAUCUAAUAGGUAUAAACCUAUCACUGCUUUAUUAGCUGUGUUUUUAAUGAGCAUCAUUCUAUCGCACAAUUCUUGCCGUGCAUUUACACUGGUGGUCAUAGCAACCUAAUUCACAUCCCACUCUUGUUAUAGGUUUACUUUUGGUUUCUAUAGUAUAUUGGAUGCCCCGUUGCCAUAGCAACCCGGGACAUCAUGACGUCAAGUGGAGGCGUGGCUUAGUCCAUGGAUCCAUUUUUAAUGAGCACCAUCCUCGUUAUGUGUUUACAUUGGUGGCUAUAGCAACCCUAUACACGUCCCAGUAUUGUUGUGUAUCUGUCCUUGUUUUACCAGUACUUUAUCAGACGCCCGGUUGCCACGGCAACAAGUGACGUCAUAACAUCACGUAGGGGCGUGGCUUAGUCCACGCAUGCGCACAGAGCACUGGGGAACGCUAGCAGCUCCACUCCCACCACCAGGG
This is a messenger RNA of Pelobates cultripes (western spadefoot toad), 13962 nucleotides long. Lineage: Eukaryota; Metazoa; Chordata; Amphibia; Anura; Pelobatidae. The record is from the annotation of a GenBank genome assembly.